Macrosiphum euphorbiae (potato aphid) is the source of this 213-nucleotide messenger RNA. The record is from the annotation of a GenBank genome assembly. NCBI's taxonomy places the organism in Eukaryota, Metazoa, Arthropoda, Insecta, Hemiptera, Aphididae.
AUGCCGGUCCAGUGCGCUGCGAAUAGUAUGUACGACUUUCGGUUGGCGUCGGUGUUGUUGGCGACGGUCGUCGUCGCGGUCGGCGCAAUGAUCGGCGGCGAGUUGUCGACCGUCGAAAAAUCGUUACAGUUUGAAGCGGCGUUUCAAGGUGAGCUUUUCAAACGUUGUGAUGAUGGUUUUAAUGGGGAAAAAAAAACCACAAGAACAGCUUAA